AACGCUCUAAAAACAGAACGCGGGCUAAUGUAAACUUCAGAAACAGAGGAUUUACUUACAAAGUUUCCAUGCAAAUAAAAAUUUAACUGUGGAACCUCGUAACAUAUGUGGAAGUAACGUUCUGUCGAUGCUGUGCCACAACAGAAGAGUGAAGUUUUUCCUCUGAGCUGCCAUAAUGAGAAGAAGAGCUGAUGUGGGGUUGACACCACUGCAGGGGACAAAGAGGCAUCGUGAUGACAGCAGCUCAGAUGAAGAGUCGCGAUUAUCCAGACAAGACUCGAGCCAGAAUGACUCUCUCAGUGACCAGGAGGAUCACAGACCGGGGUUCUCAAUGCCCUCCAUAUCAUCAUCAUCCUUUGAUUCCCAAGACACAGAUGCCCCCUCAGAUACAGCCUCAAAGUUCUCCAUGUACAACAGCGUGUCACAGAAGCUCAUGGCCAAGAUGGGCUUCCGAGAGGGCGAGGGUCUGGGGAAGUUUGGCCAGGGACGAAAGGAGAUCGUGGAGGCUUCUACCCAGCGAGGAAGAAGGGGUCUGGGCCUCACGCUGCAGGGUUUCCAGGGAGAGCUCAAUGUUGACUGGCGUGAUGAACCAGAGCCCAGCGCUGUAGAGAAAGUCGACUGGUUCCCAGAAUGCACCACUGAGACCCCCGACGCAGAUGAGCUGAGGGACUGGAUGACUCUGGGAGGGCGGAAACUUAAGAUUGAAGAUGAGACAGAGUUCUGCACAGAAGACCUCCUGCACACUCUUCUACGAUGUAAAGCGGUGUUUGAUGACCUGGAGGGCGAGGAGAUGAGGAGAGCACGGACACGCUCCAACCCGUACGAGACGAUCCGAGGAGGUUUCUUCCUCAACAGAGCAGCUAUGAAAAUGGCCAACAUUGACCACUGCUUCGACCAGAUGUUCACCAACCCAAAGGAUUCUCAAGGGAAACCACUGACGAAGGACCGCGAGGGCGAGCUUCUGUACUUUGGUGACGUCUGCGCGGGGCCUGGAGGGUUUUCAGAGUACAUACUGUGGAAAAGACGCUGGCACGCCAAGGGCUUUGGCAUGACGCUGAAAGGACCCUGUGACUUCAAACUGGAGGAUUUCUAUGCAGCGCCGAGUGAGCUCUUUGAGCCGUAUUACGGCGAGGGAGGGGUGGAUGGAGACGGUGACAUUACUCGGCCUGAAAACGUGACUGCUUUCCGUAACUUUGUCAUGGAGAGUACAGAGAGAAGAGGGCUGCACUUCCUCAUGGCAGAUGGGGGUUUCUCUGUGGAAGGUCAAGAGAACCUUCAGGAGAUCCUGAGCAAACAGCUGCUACUCUGUCAGUUCCUCACUGCCAUCUCGACACUCAGGACAGGUGGCCACUUUGUCUGUAAGACAUUCGACCUCUUUACCCCCUUCAGUGUGGGUUUGGUCUACCUGCUCUACCUCUGCUUCGACAGGAUCUCGCUCUUCAAGCCUGUCACCAGCCGGCCUGCCAACUCUGAACGGUACAUUGUGUGCCGAGGUCUGAAGCCUGGUUCAGACGCUGUCAGGGAAUACAUGUUCAAAGUCAACCUGAAGCUGAACCAACUGAGAAACACAGACACAGACGUCACAGAUGUGGUUCCGCUGAGUAUCAUCAAAGACGACACUGACUUCUACCAGUUUAUGGUCAACUCCAACGAGAGCCUCUGUGCCGUCCAGAUCAAGGCCUUGGCUAAGAUCCACGCUUACGUUGUAGAUCCGACCCUUUCAGAGCCGAGGCAGGCCGAUAUCAGGAAGGAGUGUCUGAAGCAGUGGGGGAUCCCAGACAAGGCCAGAGUCACUCCUGCUUCCUCAGACCCGAAAUCAAAGUUCUAUGAACUGAUUAAGAAUCCAGACGUGGAGUCGUUCCAGUGCAAGCUGACGGCCCUCAGCUCCAACACACUUGAUAAGCUGCGUCACAUCCUGGACCACAGGUGCAUUGUGGGAGGUGGAGAGCAGAUCUUUCUUUUAGCACUAGGGAAGUCUCAGAUAUACACGUGGGAUGGAAAGAUGCCUGUGCGCUGGAAGAAGAUGGAGAAUUUCAAACUAGAGCUGCCAAGAGAUACACUACUGAGCGUGGAGAUCGUCCAGGAGCUGAAGGGCGAGGGCAAAGCUCAGCGUAGAAUCAACGCAGUUCAUGUCAUGGAUGCACUAAUACUGAAUGGCACUGAUGUAAGAGAGCAACACUUCAACCAGCGCAUCCAGAUGGCUGAGAAGUUUGUGAAGGCAGUGGCUAAACCCAGCAGACCAGACAUGAACCCUAUCAGAGUGAAGGAGGUUUACAGAUUAGAGGAAAUGGAGAAGAUCUUUGUCAGACUAGAGAUGAAGGUAACAAAGAGCUCAGGAGGCGUCCCCCGUCUGUCCUACACCGGCAGAGACGACCGGCACUUUCUUCCCACAGGCCUCUACAUCAUUAAGACUGUCAACGAGCCGUGGACGAUGGCGUACAGUAAAAACUCCAAGAUGAAGUUCUUCUUUAACAAGACAACCAAGGAGUCCACGUACGAAAUGCCGCCGAACUCCGCUGCUCCCUUUCACGUUUGCCACUCUGAGCGGCUCUUCUGGGCCUGGGUGGACGGGGUCAUAGUCCACGACUCUCAGACCCGCAUGGACCCCGAGAAACUGUCCAAAGACGACGUGCUGUCCUUCAUCCACCAGAACUACCAGCCCUGAACGCCUCGUGAAGUCUCGUCAGCUGCAACCGUUACGCAGAAUGCACUAAGGCUAUAAUGCAGUUGGUUAAUAAAUAUUUAAUUUGACAACAAGGGUUGUUCAGAAGACUUUACAGGUGAUAAGCAAUCCGCUCUUUGUUUUUUUAUUGUCCAGUUAAAUAUCAGUUAACAAACUGCUUCAUGACCAAGAUGCUCCACAUUAUGUUGUUCAGAGAAGCUGUUACCAGGUUGUGAAUGCAGCUGAAGUGAUGAAUUGUUUGCUGCUAUUUCCAGCAGCCAUGUUUGGAUCUUUGUAAGCAAAAACCAGUCUGUCUUUCUGCCUUUUCUACUGCCCUUGGCUCUUUGAAUUGUAAUGAAUAGGACUCGCCUCAUAAGGUGCUGCUGUUGUCUCUACCAUUGAACUGCAUGUCCCUGUAGAUCCAGUUUUUCCAGUCCUGUCCGUGCUGUGCUUGUGUGUGUGUGUGUGUGUGUGUGUGUGUGUGUGUGUGGGGGUCACAUUAGCAACGACAGGCUUCCAAGUGUUAAACUAUGCAUCCAUAUCUGUAAACACAAACACACUGUCUUGUUUGCUUGCUACAAACCUGCUGUAAGCCCGGCUGGUCCUCAGAAGAUCUGGUCGUCCGGACUCUCGCACCAACAGGCUGCUUGCUCUUGCAAAUCUGCAGCUGGAGCCCAAAUACAAGAAACUCUUUUACCGUCUUCUGGCUUAUCCUCGACAUAUCAGUGACAGAUGUAGCAGCAUUCUCCUGUCCUGCAGUGUGUGUGUGCUGAAAAUUUGGAAGUUGUCUUGUUAGUUUUUAGGUCGUUUCUACCCUCGACGCCUCUUUAUGAUUGUGCCUCAUGUGUCCCGACUGUGUGGUUUUGUUUUUGUAAUGCUGCAAAUGAGUUGUUUUUGCCUUGUAAAGUUAGCUCUUAGUCCCUUUGAUGUAAAUAAUAAUAAUAUUAAUGUAGUAAAUAAAUGGGAGAUGCUGUUCCCAGAACAUG
Messenger RNA from Stegastes partitus (bicolor damselfish), 3648 nucleotides. It is a transcript of the gene cmtr1, whose product is annotated as cap methyltransferase 1. The transcript is spliced from 24 exons. Gene Ontology annotation, cellular component: cytoplasm; nucleus. The record is from RefSeq and is a predicted model, not a curated record. NCBI's taxonomy places the organism in Eukaryota, Metazoa, Chordata, Actinopteri, Pomacentridae. Bases 176 to 2665 code for a protein of 829 amino acids. Gene Ontology annotation, biological process: methylation; 7-methylguanosine mRNA capping. Gene Ontology annotation, molecular function: protein binding; nucleic acid binding; methyltransferase cap1 activity.